UGAAGAGGGAAGAAAGAUUGUUAGAAAAAAAAAGAAAAAAAAAAAACCCAGAAAAAAAAAAAACUAGUGAAGAAUGAUCGUCAUACUUCUGCUAAUUUUUACUAGCAUUGUAAAUUAGGCCUUGUUUUGUUUAGGUGCCUUGCAUUGGUAGUGGGUGACAUUAGUGCAUUAUUAAACUUGCUGUGCUGAAGAGCUCAUUGGUUUAGUGCAGCUAAUAAUAAUACCCUGAUGGAGAAACAGAAGGUGGGCUAGCUCAGCAUCAGACAUGGGAGUGCAGAAAUAGUCUCUGCUAGUUGAACUAAAAAUACACACCAGCAUAACCCUCUUGCCUACAGCAGCACAUGCUGAAGGCACUUUGGACGCUGGCAGUGGGGGGAAUGGCUUCCCUUUGUUUUUGGCAGCUGCUGGAUCUGCAGUGCCCUGUGGUGGUUUGUUUGUGUGACUGCCUAACGCUACCAGAGGUGUGCAAGGCCCAUCAGAGCAAGUUAAUUAAUAUCCUUGGAAAGUUAAUCAUUAUCCAGAGUCAUAAACAGACUGUAUAGGGUGAAAUGGGCUGCAUCAGAUGACUUGUUAAGCCAGUUUGUCCCAGGGUGGGACUUUGUGAUCACCCAACGACAUGGGAGUGACCAGCAGCAGCGAGUGAGAUGUAACCAUGGCUACUCUGCUCCCUGCUCCUGCUUGGGGACAAACAGCAGAUGUCAAGAUUGCUGCUGAAUUAUGAGCCCUGGAGUUAUUGCUGCACAAUGUGGUCAAGGAGAUUGAUCUGGUUUUUUCCUACCACCUCCUGGGGUUUACCCAGCCUCUCCACUUGGGCUCUACAUGGCUGAAAUUCAUUUCAGUGUGUACACGUUUUUUUGCUGUGAGCUUCAAAAUCUCCAUGACAAUAAGCUAAAAGUGGCAUAGAUAUAGUGGGGAUAGGGUACCCUGAAAUAGGUUAGUUAGAUUAAAUUAGGACACAUCUAGUGCCAGAAUCAGCAGUGCAACAUGGAUAUCUGCUGCAUUGUCAGAUGGCAGAUCAAAGUCAGGUUCCUGCUGUCUGUACAAGCACAGGUGCUUCCCCCAGAGCAGAACGUGCCAGGAUAUUGCAUGAAGAAAUGUCAGCUAAUAGAACUGGUUUUAUAAGAUCCAACAUAGAGGUGAUGACCUGAAAAAACCAUGUCUGAGGUUCAGGGAACGGUCGAGUUUUCUGUGGAGCUACACAAAUUCCAUAAUGUGGACCUCUUCCAGAGGGGGUAUUACCAGAUAAGAGCCGGACUGAAGAUCCCAUCCAGGAUUCCCCACAGGCUGUUUGCUACCAUUGCAGGACAGACAGGUGAUUCCAGCCUUUGCUCGACCUGCGUUCAUGAAAACAAUGUUUACAGCAGAAUAUUUCAGAUUUUGUACAGAAAUGAAGAGAUCGUUCUUAAUGAGACCAUGAACUUCAGAGUGCACCUGCUUCUGGAUGGUGAAAGGGUGGAAGAUGCAUUAAAUGAGGCAGAUUUUCAGCUCAAGCUGGACCUGCACUUUACUGAUAGUGACCAACAGCUGAGGGAUGUGCCAGCCAUCCCCAUGAUCAGCAGCCGCACUCUGUGCCUGCACUUCCACCCCCGCAGAGGGCUGCACCACCACGUUCCCGUCAUGUUCGACUACUUCCACCUCUCUGUGGUCUCCGUCACUGUGCACGCCUCCCUGGUGGCUCUGCACCAGCCUCUGAUCAGUUUUGCUCGUCCAGGGAAAGGUUCAUGGCUUGGUAAAGGCAACCUGGAGGCAGGACCAGACCAGUCCAGUAUGUCAUUAGAAAAUCUGGUGUUUGGAGCUGGCUACUGCAAACCCACUUCUUCUGAGGGCAGCUUUUAUGUCCCAUCUGAAAAUUGCAUGCAGCAUGCAUACAAGUGGCAUAAGGAUCUCUGUCUUCUGCUCCUGAAUGCUCAAAGGGGUCUUCACACCUACUACACGCUCAUAAUGAAUGAGAUUCCUGAUUUACCACAGCUGAAGUUGGAGGAGCUAUCUGUGGAAGAGACAGUAUCCCAGCUUUGUAUGGAGCUGCAGCUGCUGAGCAAUCCAGAGAAAAUAGCAGAACAGAUAAGCAAGGACCUCGCCUGGCUUUGCUCUCACCUCCUGGCCCUGUGGACCCAGUUCCUAGAGGUGGCAACGCUCCAUCCAGAAGUCACAGCUUAUCUGACUCAGGAACAUCACAUGCUAAGGGUGAGAAGAUUCUCAGAAGCCUUCUUCUACACUGAGCACCAGAAACCUGCUGUGCUCAUGUUCCAGGAAGGCCUGAUCCAGAGCCACGCACAGAUUUCUACAGAAAUUCGCAAUUCGGAUUAUUUCACCAGCAUGCCCCCGCUGCCGGCGGAAUGCCUGGACAUCGACGGGGACUGGAACACACUCCCAGUUAUCUUUGAAGAUAGGUACACAGACAUGCCUUGCAAAGAUCCAAAUUUGGAAGUUUUCCCAGAUUUUGAGGUUCCCGCAAAUACUCAAGUGGAUGUAAAAUUGGAAAAUGAAGUCUGUGGAUCAGAUGAUGCCACUGCAGUAAUGAAAGGAGACUUUGAGAAGGAUACUCCUCUAAUACACACAGACAGGAUAAACAGGAAUCUCUCAUGCCUACACAGCAGUACUGAAGCUGCUGCUAAGGGUUUAAACCAGCACUCCACAUCUCAGGUAUGUACAAUAAACAAAGAAGGCCAAAGGAAACCUGAAAAUAUUUUUGUUUCAAGAGAAGAAACUAUUUCUGACCCACAGCCAGGCAAUACAGAACACAUGUCAGAAGACUUUAAAACAUCCGAGGAAGUUUUAUUAAAAGAUAAUAGACUUGAGGCGGAUGUUGUCUGUGGAGACAUGGAACCCAGCAAUAAGGACUCUCACAAAUGUGAGCCCAUGCUAAUUGUCAGUGCUCAGCAUGAGUGUGGAGCAUGUGGAACUGAUGGCUUGGAAGACAGCACUGACAUACAUGAACUAGAUGAAUUUGGUCAUCCUGAAACUAAUUUCACUUCAUCUGAGCUUGCACUGAAUGAAUUGACCAGUCUUGGAAAACCAGAGGAUGCAAGCACCAAGGCUCAUCUCCCUGUUUUGAAAGCUUUGCCUUCACACAGCUGUGAAGCAAAAUCAGUCACAAAGGAGCAACGAAGUGAGGAGAGUGAAGAAUUUACCCUGAUGUCAGGGGUCAUAAAAAGAUCUUCCUCUAUAAUAUCUGAUUCAGGCAUUGAAAGUGAGCCCAGCUCGGUGGCAUGGUCUGAUGCUCGCAGCCGGGCCCUGGAGCUGCCCAGUGACAGAGAGAUCCUGCACCACUUGGUCCGGAGGCACGCCAUCCACCGGAAUUCCCUGGAGGGUGGCCACACGGAAAGCAACACCAGUUUGCCCAGUGGUAUCCAAGCAUCACUCACAUCCAUCAGCUCUUUGCCCUUUGAGGAAGAGGAGAGGGAAGUGGAGCUUACCAAACUGACGAAAUCUGUCUCUGCCCCUCAGAUCAGUAGCCCAGAAGAGCCCCCAGAGGAGGUGGAUCUAUCAAAACACAGUGAAGCCACCUCAGGAGAUUCAGAUCACAACUUAAGAAGCUGCAUGGAAACAGAGGAUAAGGAUGGAAAAAUAAUCAUGGACUUUUCCGAGUGUCAAAUGACCACUGAAAGUGGACAAAUAGAACACAGAAGACAUCUCAAUCCCCUCCUCAAACGCAGUAGCAGUAACACUGAGUUACAAGGGAAUGAGGAGAAAGGUUUUCCAGAGACUUGCUGUAGUUUGGAAAAUACAAGACCACCCAGCUGUCCGAAGCAGCUCCAAGUUAAUGUCUCUGAGUGCCUGUCACUGGAAAGCAAUGGUGAGUGUAGCUUAAAAACACCAAAGGCUUGUAAUUACUUGGACAAAAAUAUAGAUAAGGUUGAUACAUGCGUUGAGGAUCCUAAGGAUAAACUUAAGCUGGACAGUUUAAACGUACAACAGGGCUCUUCCAAUAGUAGAAUUUCAGGAGAGGAGAGUUUUUCACAAAGCAUAAAGGUGGUACCAGAUUUUUGCUAUCCUGUUACAGCUCCUUCAGACACCUCCACUGAAUUUGGCUCACUGCGAGGAGAAUGUGGCAGCUCUCUCACUGAGGAGAGCCCAGCAGUGUAUGCAGAAAUGCAGGGCUUGCAAGAAAUUGAGCUCAAUGACUCACCUGCCUCAGCAGACCCUGCAUCAGGGGCCCACCAGGCUGAACAUCCUCAGGAGCCCAACAGCCAAGAGAAUAAACUUGUAGCGAACGGCACCGGGUUUCCUUUGGCCACGACAGAGGGAGUAGCCCUGGAAAGCAGAAAGGCUGCUGAUGUGGUUAACAUGUCCAUCUCUUGCACAGCCACCUGUCUUCCCUUUUCUUCCGUGCUCAAAGAGACCCCUGCCAUGGCGGGCUCCUCGGCAAAGCAGGCUGCGUUCCCCAUCACGCGCCAGCCGCUGGGCUCCUUUGGAGUUGUCUGUCCUAAUUCAGAUGAGAUGGAUGAAGAGACCAACGAAAGGAUGCUGAAUUUUUAUCAGGCCAAAGAAAAAUUUAAAAAAGAAAUGAAGAUUGAAGGAUUACUGUACAGUGACUUAUCUGUACUAGCUUCUGAUAUCCCAUAUUUUCCACCAGAGGAAGAGGAAGAAAAUUUGGAAGAUGGAAUUCACCUGGUUGUCUGUGUCCAUGGAUUGGAUGGUAACAGUGCAGAUCUGCGGCUGGUAAAGACUUUUAUUGAACUGGGACUUCCUGGUGGAAAACUGGACUUCCUAAUGUCUGAAAGAAAUCAGACUGAUACUUUUGCUGAUUUUGAUACAAUGACUGACCGAUUAUUGGAUGAAAUUAUUCAGCAUAUCCAGUUGUACAACCUCUCCAUAUCCCGAAUAAGUUUUAUUGGACAUUCCCUUGGUAACGUCAUCAUUCGAUCUGUACUAACUCGCCCCAGGUUUCGCUAUUACCUCAACAAGUUACACACCUUCCUGUCCCUCUCUGGGCCUCACCUGGGAACGCUUUACAACAACAGCACUUUGGUUAGUACAGGUCUAUGGCUAAUGCAGAAGUUAAAAAAGUCAGGGUCACUUUUGCAACUGACCUUCAGGGACAACGCGGAUCUACGCAAGUGUUUCCUCUAUCAGCUCAGCCAAAAAACGGGUCUUCAGUAUUUUAAAAAUGUUGUGUUAGUGGCCUCACCCCAAGACAGAUAUGUACCUUUUCAUUCAGCAAGAAUAGAAAUGUGCAAAAAUGCACUUAAGGACAGACACACAGGUCCUGUUUACGCAGAAAUGAUCAACAACCUGCUCCAGCCUUUGAUUGGGGCCAAGGACUGCACGUUGAUCAGACACAACGUGUUCCACGCUCUGCCUAACACCGCCAACACGUUGAUAGGCCGGGCUGCCCACAUUGCCGUGCUGGACUCCGAACUUUUCCUGGAGAAGUUUUUCCUCGUGGCAGGACUCAACUACUUCAAAUAGUGCCUGAAGUACAGGGUAACAGAGGCCAACCUUUCCAUUGGGUGGAGGAGAUUUCCUUAGCCAACAGAGUGCAAUGUUAGAAAUGAGAUCAGGUGGGACUUGCAAACUUUCCAUUUCCAUUUCUCUUUCAGAGAAUAAAGUGCUAUGGCUUUAAGGCAUUCAAGCUUCCAGGUAUUGGUGCUUUUGGAAGAAAUAAAUAUUCCUCUUCAGUUUCUAUUUUUUUUUUGUCCACACAAAGACAUGAGCCACUUCUGAAAUACAGAAUCAGAAUAAGAAGGUUAAUUCUCUAAAUGUGAUUGGACCAAUAUAAUUCCCAUUUCUCCUGAAUAUUGAACCAGGAACUUGUCUGUCCUUGAUUUACUGCUUAUUUAUGUAUUAACAAAGCUCUACAUUUGUAGCACUUUUGGGGUAGUUAACACACAAGGAAACAAGUGUAUGUGAACUCAGGUUAAAACCUUCUUUGUGAUGAACUGAAAAGUCUGCAAACCAUUUAUGACAGUUUCAGUCUUUCUGUUGGAAGAAAAUAUUUGGAUGGUUCCAUUACUGGUAAUAAUUUGUAACAUACAAAUUGUACAUUCAAAUAAUGGAAAGGAGUAAAAUAUUUUACAUAGAAUGAACAAAUGUUGAUAUUUGUCUUUAAAAAGAAACCCCAACUUUAGUUUGGGAAGAAUUUCAUUUGAGUUACAAGCUGCCAAACCAAGAGGACUAUAUUGGAUUAUUUGUAAAAGAUCAGUGGCAUCUGUUAACAUUUCUUCUGUUUACGUUUAUAGAGGAUCAUAAUUGACUGUGUUUGUUAUAACCUUAAAGGUACGAUUUUUAUGUUUGCAUUUGUACCUAAGUCCAUUUGUUCCAACAAUUUUUUUUUAAUUUAUUACGCUGAUAUGGAAUUCAAAGUCUACCCAGUUAUACCCUUGAAAACCCCAAAUAUUUGGAAAAAUAAAGGCUGGAGAUACAGAAUGGUAA
This is a messenger RNA of Passer domesticus (house sparrow), 6375 nucleotides long. RefSeq names its product family with sequence similarity 135 member B (gene FAM135B). The record is from RefSeq and is a predicted model, not a curated record. Bases 1156 to 5412 code for a protein of 1418 amino acids. Lineage: Eukaryota; Metazoa; Chordata; Aves; Passeriformes; Passeridae. The transcript has 21 exons.